GUUCCUGCGCGUACCAUGUUCUUAGUGUGGCCCUAGGAGAGCCCUGACCAAAGCCCUGGCGCCCGUGUGGGGGUUGGGGGUCUAGUCCAGCACAGCGGCAUUCGCACCCUCGAAAGUGCAAGAGCGCAUGCCCAGAGCGGCGGGUAUUGUCACGUGCGGCCCUCGCGCGAGUUGGCCCGCCAGCGAUCUCGGAGGGGAUUGGCUGGCGGGGUGGGCGCGGCGCAAAGGCUGUCGGGAAAGAGCUGAUGUGUUUCGGGACUCCCGCCUCCCAACGAGACCUGAGUGCGUGCGGGCCGUGGGAGCGGCCCUUCUCCCCCAGCCUGCCGCGGGUGGGGCCGGCGUGCCGUCUGUCUGGACCCUCGGUGACCCCGCCCCGACGGCCGCCGGCAGCCCGGGCCAGCCCGCAGCCCCACCCGGAUGGAGAUCCUGGACGAGUUCGACAACGAGUUCCCCCAGAGCGUGAUCUUCUGCCAGCGCAUAUCCGAGGAGGCCUUCGAGAGGCAGGCCUCGACCUACACGGAGCGCGCGCUGCGCCGCCUCUUCCGCAGCCUCGACCGCAACCCGGCGCUGGCCGAGCGGGUGGUGCGAAAGGGCAAGCAGGCCGAGUGCGAGCAGCGCGGGUUCCUCUCCUUCCUCUGGGCGAAGUUCUUCUGUGCAAUCCAGGGGGAGCUGAACUUUUGCAACAGCAUGGGCUCCAUGGAGAUGUACCGACGCCUGGAGCACCUGAAGAGGAGCAUCCAACGUGUGCACCUCUACUCCCAGAAUGCCAAGAAGAAGAGAAGGAAGCCAAAAGUGAAGAAACUAGAGCCCGUCCUCUUGCGCAACCGUUCAACUUCCCCCUGCCUGCCACCAACACUGCUGCCGCCUCCACCACUGCCACCACCUGUCACCACCGUGUCCUCUGUGGUGGUCCGGUCGUCACCCUCUGUCUACACGAUGCCCAGGGUCUUUGGCCCAUUCCCUCAGCUGCCUAACAAGUCGAAGGAGAAAUUGGAAGCUCCAAGUUCUGAAGUGAAAUUAAACUGGCUGUCAUCGAACCCAAAGAGACGCAUGGUUGACCUGACCCCUUUAGUCCUCAGUCCUGGAGGCUUCCAUCUCUCGUACGUGCCCAGAAACAGGUACAAGCUCCACUACCCUGGCUUCCACUGGACUUCAGCCUGUAAUGACUCCCCCAACACCAAGGAGACACCGUCCCCUCCUGUGGAGACCCCCACCUGUCCUGGAGUUUUCACCCCACCUGUCCUGUUCCAGUUCCAGCCUGUGCCCACACCUAAAGCUGACUCAGAGACUGACCACGACAGCGCCAAGUCUGUGCCCCACACGCGGGGCCCAUAACCUCUUCCCUGCAGACUGCCGGAGGAAUGAAUAAAGUUCUCAUGGAGGUGCCUUUCUCCUGUUGGGCUUCUUAGGGGCUGUGCAGUCCCGUGGCUUCCCUGCACCCCGAAGAGCUUGUCGGUACUGCCUUCCUGAGGCCGUGAGGCCUGAGCUUAUGUACAUCAGGUGGUCAGGUCAGUGCUACUGUGAACUCCCCUCACUUG
Messenger RNA from Pipistrellus kuhlii (Kuhl's pipistrelle), 1538 nucleotides. RefSeq lists its product as uncharacterized. The record is from RefSeq and is a predicted model, not a curated record. Bases 418 to 1335 code for a protein of 305 amino acids. The transcript has 6 exons. NCBI's taxonomy places the organism in Eukaryota, Metazoa, Chordata, Mammalia, Chiroptera, Vespertilionidae.